AUACAAAAAUAUUUAUGAAUAAAAUGAUAUGACGCCUGGGUUUUGCCUCAAAACGAUGGUGGGGGAGGAAUGUAGAUGAAAUAAAAUUGAUUAUGAGUUGCGGUUGCUGAGGAAUCGGGGUCACGGGGGUUCAUUGAACCUCCUAUCAGAUGUGGUCCAGAAGCCUCAGAUCUGGGAGCUGGCUAGAAAUGCAGACUCUCGGCUCCACCCCGGACCUACUGAGUCAGGAUCCGUAUUUUAAUCAAAUAAAAUGCCCAGGGGAUUCCUGAGCACACUGAGUGUGAGAAGCGCUGGCUUACUCUGUUCACUUCUUUUCUGCAUGUUUGACAUUUUCCAUAAUUAAGAGGUUGUGGGGUUUUGUUUUGCUUUCCUGUGUCUUCACAGUCACGAGGAGCUCUUCCUACGGAGACCAGGGCUGGAGGGAGCUGGGAAGCGCUGCCUCCCGGCUCCUGCCUCCUGCUUGGACCCACUAGCCCCGCCGCUGGCCGGCGGUCGGUCAGGAGGCACCGGGGUCCCGCAGGGCAGCCCUGACCCCGUACCUGGGCCACACCUGCAGCCGGGGCUCCGUCGGGCCGGGCGGAAGCGCGGCAGCGCAGGGCUGGGCAGGCCCGGGCGUGGCGGCCCCAGCGCACCUGGGCGAGCCGGCAGGUGGGAGCGUCGCGGCCCGGGGCCCCCGCCCUCGCUCGGGGGAGGAGCGGGCGGCGCGGGGCGGGCGCAGCGGGGGCCGGGGCGCUGGGAGCCCGUUGGGCCGCGAACGCAGCCGCCACGCCGGGGCAGCCGACAUCGGGUGCCCGGGAUGAGCCUCAUCCGGAAAAAGGGAUUCUACAAGCAGGACGUCAACAAGACCGCCUGGGAGCUGCCCAAGACCUACGUGUCUCCGACGCACGUCGGCAGCGGGGCCUAUGGCGCCGUGUGCUCGGCCAUCGACAAGCGGUCAGGGGAGAAGGUGGCCAUCAAGAAGCUGAGCCGGCCCUUUCAGUCCGAGAUCUUCGCCAAACGCGCCUACCGGGAGCUGCUGCUGCUGAAGCACAUGCAGCAUGAGAACGUCAUUGGGCUCCUGGAUGUCUUCACCCCAGCCUCCUCCCUGCGCAACUUCCAUGACUUCUACCUGGUGAUGCCCUUCAUGCAGACGGAUCUGCAGAAGAUCAUGGGGAUGGAGUUCAGUGAGGAGAAGAUCCAGUACCUGGUGUAUCAGAUGCUCAAAGGCCUUAAGUACAUCCACUCGGCUGGGGUCGUGCACAGGGACCUGAAGCCAGGCAACCUAGCUGUGAACGAGGACUGUGAACUGAAGAUCCUGGAUUUUGGGCUGGCGCGGCAUGCAGAUGCCGAGAUGACUGGCUACGUGGUGACCCGCUGGUACCGGGCCCCCGAGGUGAUCCUCAGCUGGAUGCACUACAACCAGACAGUGGACAUCUGGUCUGUGGGCUGUAUCAUGGCAGAGAUGCUGACAGGGAAAACUCUGUUCAAGGGGAAAGAUUACCUGGACCAGCUGACCCAGAUCCUGAAAGUGACCGGGGUGCCAGGCACGGAGUUUGUGCAGAAGCUGAACGACAAAGCGGCCAAAUCCUACAUCCAGUCCCUGCCACAGACCCCCAAGAAGGAUUUCACUCAGCUCUUCCCGCGGGCCAGCCCCCAGGCCACGGACCUGCUGGAGAAGAUGCUGGAGCUAGAUGUGGACAAGCGCCUGACAGCUGCGCAGGCCCUCACCCAUCCCUUCUUUGAACCCUUCCGGGACCCUGAGGAAGAGACGGAGGCCCAACAGCCAUUUGAUGAUUCCUUAGAACACGAGAAACUCACAGUGGAUGAAUGGAAGCGAAUUGGCUGACAAGAUUGCCAGGGAUUAGCAAGUCUGAAGUUUGUAGGACAGACCAGCUGGCUAGCAAUUCAGGUAAGAGUUGAUGUUGCAAUCUUGAAUCUGAAAUUCAUAGCGCAGGCCACGCAGACCGGAAACUCAGGCAAGAUCUCUAUGUUGUAGUCUUAAGUCAGAAUUCCUUUUUCUAGAAACCUCCCACUUUGCUCUUGAGGCCUUCUCCUGAUAGGUUGAGGCCCACCCUCAGUAGGGAGGGUAAUCUGCUUUGCUUACAACCAACUGAUUGUAAAUGCUAAUUCCAUCUACAAAAUUUCUUUGCAGCAACAUCUAGACUGUUUAACCAAAUAACUGGGCAUGUAAGCCUGCUUGUCACACUAUGCAUUUUGGAGCAGGCUGUUUUUCUCCUCUGAGCCUUAUUUUCCUUCUCCAAGAUGGAAUCUUGGAAGAGCUUAGCUCAUAGGACUAGUGAGGGCAAAGUGCAUACACAGAGUGCACAGUAAAUAUUAGCUAUUUUUACUAUUGUUGUGGUUGUAUCAGUGGGUACUCAAAAACACUUGUGGAUGAUGUUAAUACUCUUGGGAAUAUGGGACCUACAAAACAUGGCUGCUGCCCUCCAGUUUUUGGUUGGGUUGUGCAAGUAUAACACGAAACUAUGGAGGUGAACUGUGCUUAUUCCCAUCUGACUCUGUGGCCCAACAGACUGGUUCAGAGCCUUUAGUUCAUGUACAAACUCCCAAAGGAACAAAAUCUUCCAGAAUUCUUCACAUUCUUUUUUUGUGAAGGGAGGAAGAAAGUUUCUCCACUGGUUUCUUCAUUUUUGAGGGGAUUUGGAACAAUAUGUCAAAAAGAAUUAAAUUUCACUUCUUCAGCAGCCAUUUCACAUUUUUUAAGAACUGCAUAUUUAUGCCAGUAAACAACGAAGCAGGAACAAGAUGAUAGCUCCGUUUUCCUGGAAAUCAGGAAAUCAAUCAAGCUGUCUCAAACUGAGAUGUCUGCAUUGUGAAAUCCUGCUAACAUUCCAAAAAGCUGUUUUAAAUAAGAGUAAUUUUUAUAAAUGGAAAUUCUCUCCCUCUCUUUCUCCCCCCCUUACCCCUCUCCCUUCCUUCUUCCCUCCUUUCUUUUUUUAAACCAGUGUUGGCCACUGACUACUUCUGAUGUGUUCAGCCUAGGCAUCAAUUUUUAAAAAUAGGUGGGAUGGGAUAUGGGUUUCUUUGCUUCUCUCUCUGAGACCUUUCCAUUGUUUCUGCCCAAUUAAUUGGCAUCCAUCUCUGCCUGCCUAGGAGUCUGCUUGCCUUUGUCCACACCAGCCCUACCUGUUCCUAUCUUUUUUUUUUUUUUUU
Molecule: messenger RNA, 3150 nt
Organism: Cercocebus atys (sooty mangabey)
Lineage: Eukaryota; Metazoa; Chordata; Mammalia; Primates; Cercopithecidae
Gene: MAPK13
Product: mitogen-activated protein kinase 13
Exons: 12
Coding region: 797-1825 (342 amino acids)
Biological process (GO): protein phosphorylation; MAPK cascade
Cellular component (GO): cytoplasm; nucleus
Molecular function (GO): ATP binding; MAP kinase activity
Source: RefSeq, a predicted model, not a curated record